CCUGUUAUCGCUGAUUAGAUGGAGGAGCUGUGGGUGGAAGAGUCUCUGAGUUCUGUCUUUAUUUCUUGUCCUUACAGUCCAGGUGCCUACAGCCUGAUACUGGCGAAGUCUGAACACAACCCAUCUACAAGCGGCUGCAGGUAAGGCCAGUUAGAACCUCCUUGACUUAGAAUCUUAGGAGAAACCAAGAGAUUUGUCCUUGGAGGUUAGGUUUGGGGGAUAUGUGACUUGUUUUAAGCUUCUUCUAGAACCUAUUGGUCUGUGUUGUGAACCCAGCUGUGCCCUUCCAGUCACGACUGUCCCUGCAGGCUGCCCUGAGCCCCCCAUGUUGCUCUGGGUCUAUUGCUCCUCCAGCUCUAUCCAAGCAGACCUUGUCUGCGUCUGAGACCUGUUCAUCUGGAACUUCCUCACCCUGUUUAGGUAUUUGUAACAAGUGUAUCCUUAGUUUCCUAUCCACAGACACUUUCAUAUCUCACUGGAGCCACAGCCAGCUCUUAGUCCUGGGCAUGAGGGCUCUUUGCCAUCGUAGACACCUGAUGUCCACCAUUCUCUCCGCACCUUCUGCUCUACACACGUCCAUCUCCUUCAGCAGGUGCCCACCUGCCCUGCCUUCCCCGUCUCUGCUCCUUAAGUUUGAAGAUCCUUCUAUAAAUCUCCUCUCCUCUUGGGGGUCUUCCUAAACUCAUUAUUCACGUUUAUGCCCCAGGAAGCCACUGCUGUCCUCUGUAUUCUCCAUCACUUAAUCAUCUUCUAGCUGAGGCAGACAGGAAGGCCCAGCUCAACCAUCAGUCUGCUCAGCCAGAUUCUGAGGGUCGAUCAGCAGGCCUUGCUGGGCACAGCCUGGCUCUCACUCGUGGGGAAAAGAGCCAGCUGGAGGGAUGUCUGACCCAUUCACUUGUGUUAAAGCAGUGGUUCUCAACCAUGGGUGAGUCGUCUGCCCCAAGAGAUAUGGCAAUGUCUAGAGACAUUUUGGUUGUCACAGCUGGUGAGGGUACUGCUGGUCUCCAGUAGUUGUUAACCUAAAAAUAAAAGGCCAAAGUGAGAGGCAACAAGCAUUUAUUGUAGGUAAAAAAGAACAGCUAUUUAGGACGCACUGAUUCAGGCAGAAACCCAAAUAGUGUUCCAAUUAGGAGGCAAAGGCAAGGGGUGUUUAUGAGAAAGGGAAGGGGAGCAAUUAUAUCCAUAGAAGGAAGGCAUUCUGUAGUGCAAAUAAGGUAACAUAGUGACACUAGUUCUAAACACUGUUUUUAAUUUUCAGUCUGGUGGCUAAAUAUCUGCUUUCCUGUUACCUUUGUAAACAGUUCUUUGGGACACAAUGUUGCCCUGUUUUAACACUCCAAAGUUUUGAGGAGCAAGACUACAAGGCAGCUUGCUUGGGGAUGGCAGCUCCAACUCCAUUUUAAAGUGCCUCCAUUUAUGUUAUUUUUCACAUGGGUGAGGCCAGGGAUGCUGCUCACCAUCCUGCAGGCACCACAGAGAACUGUAUGGACCAAGAUGUCCUAGUGCCAGGUUAAGAAACUGGACCAGACGGACAUCUCUUCAGAAAAGGGACCCAGAAAGCUAACGUCUGAUCUUUUUCACUCUAGUAGUGAGCAGUCUGCCAAAGCCAACACGCACAAGGAACUGAUCAGAACGCUCAAGGAGCUGAAGGUCCACCUCCCCACAGACAAGAAGGCCAAGGGGAAAGCCAGCACGUUGGCGACCUUGAGCCAACGAGGAGUAUUACCAGCUGCUCAUGUCCAGCGAGAAGCACAGCUGCGGCCCGGACGUGCCCUCCUACACCAUAGAGGAGAUCCGGAGCGCCACCUCCGAGGCCAUUAUGAAGAGCACGGACAUGUUUGCUGCGGCUGUGUCCCUGGUCACCGGGAAAACCCUGUACAUCUCCAACCAGGUGGCCUCCAUCUUCCACUGUAAGAGAGACACCUUUCACGAUGCCAAGUUCGUGGAGUUCUUGGCGCCCCAUGACGUUAGCGUGUUCCACAGCUCCACCACGCCUUACAAGCUUCCUCCGUGGAGUGUCUGCAGUGGGACAGAUUCUUCCACUCAAGAAUGCAUGGAGGAGAAGUCUUUCUUCUGCCGUGUCAGCUUCGGGAAGAACCAUGAAGACGAGAUCCACUACCACCCGUUCCGUAUGACGCCUUACCUGGUCAAGGUGCCGGAGCAGCAGGGUGCUGAGAGCCAGCUGUGCUGCGUGCUGCUGGCAGAGAGGGUGCACUCCGGCUACGAAGCCCCUAGAAUUCCUCCAGAAAAGAGAAUUUUUACGACCACACAUACACCCAAUUGUUUGUUCCAGGACGUAGACGAAAGAGCGGUCCCGCUCCUGGGCUACCUACCUCAGGACCUGAUCGAGACCCCCGUGCUGCUGAAGCUUCACCCCAGUGACCGGCCCUUGAUGCUUGCCAUCCACAAAAAGAUCCUGCAGUCUGGCGGGCAGCCCUUCGACUAUUCUCCCCUUCGGUUCCGCACCCGGAAUGGGGAGUAUAUCACACUGGACACCAGCUGGUCCAGCUUCGUCAACCCCUGGAGCAGGAAGAUCUCCUUCAUCAUUGGCCGGCACAGAGUCAGAGUGGGCCCUUUGAACGAGGAUGUGUUCGCUCAGCCAUGCGCAGAGGAACAGCCGGCCCUGCACCCCAGCAUCCAGGAGCUCACGGAGCAGAUCCACCGGCUGCUGCUGCAGCCCGUCCCGCACAGUGGUUCCAGCGGCUAUGGGAGCCUGGGCAGCAAUGGGUCCCACGAACACCUCAUGAGCCAGACCUCCUCCAGUGACAGCAAUGGCCAGGAGGACGCCCGCAGGAGGAGAGCAGAAAAUUCUAAAAAUGCUAACAAGGUCAAAACCAAAAGUCAUUAUUCUGAUGAAUCUGGAGAACAGAAGAGAAAAUCUGCUACAGAAAUGCAAAGUAGUUCUCCUGCUCAGACGACAGCUGUCCCGGCCGUAGAGGACAGCUCCGGUGCCAGCCCACCCACUGCCGCCUUUCCAGAGGAGCUGGCCUGCAGGAACCAGCCGGCCGGCUCCUACCAGCAGAUCAGCUGCCUGGACAGUGUCAUCAGGUACUUGGAGAGCUGCAGUGAGGCCACCACCCUGAAGAGAAAGUGUGAAUUCCCCUUGAAUGCUUCCACGCAGAAGGCCAGUGACAAGCGAAAGGCCACAGGCAGCCCCAGGCCACCUCCUGCAGAGGCAGUGGUGCCCUCUAGAGCAAACACACAUGCGGACGUCAGCGCGCACUUGACCUCGCUGACACUGCCCGGCAAGGCGGGGAGCGUGGUGUCUCUUACCAGCCAGUGCAGCUACAGCAGCACCAUCGUGCACGUGGGUGACAAGAAGCCACAACCUGAGCUAGAUGAGUGGUCUGCAUCUUCUCUUACAGAGACGGCGGAAGACCCUGCAAGUGGACCUGAGUCCCUGGACUGCCCCGUGGGCCCCGCCAUGCCCUGCAGCCUCAGCCAGGAGAAGGAGCCCUUCCGGAGGCUGGGCCUCACCAAGGAAGUGCUGGCCGCCCACACCCAGAAGGAGGAGCAGAGCUUCCUGUUGAAGUUCAAGGAAACGAGGAAACUUAGUGUCCUCCAGUCUCACUGCACUUAUUACUUACAAGAAAGAUCCAAGGGGCAAUUGAGUGAAAGAGCUGCUCCUGGACUAAGAAACACUUGUGGAAUAGAUUCAGCUUGGAAAAAAACUGGGAAGAACAGAAAACUCAAGUCCAAACGGGUCAAGCCUCGGGACUCCUCCGAGAGCACUGGGUCUGGGGCGUCCGUGCCCCACCGGCCCCCGCUGGUGGGCCUGAAUGCCACAGCCUGGUCACCAUCAGACACAUCCCAGUCCAGCUGCCCUUCGAUGCCCUUCCCUACCCCAGUGCCAGCUUACUCCCUGCCAGUGCUCCCAGCCACAGGAAUUGUACCAGUGCCAGGGGCCGUGGCAGCAGCACCUAUGGAGCCCCACACCAGCUUCGCGGUGCCCGCUGUGCCCAUGGACAUCCAGCCCCCACCUUUCACGGCCCCCUUAGCCCCAGUCAUGGCCUUGGUGUUACCCAGCUAUCCCUUCCCCACAGUGACCCCGAACUUGCCCCCGACCUUCUUCCCUGGCCAGAUGAUCCCUGCCUCGCAGCCUGAGUUCCCUGGUCAAACCUCACCCCCCAAACAGUCGUGUGCUUGUCCUCGGGCAGAGCGUUGGCCACCGGUGUCACGUGUGGCCACCCCAGCUACACCAGUGUCGUCCACCGGGCCGCUGGGUCGGGCCUCCCCACCACUUUUCCAGUCCCGUGGCAGCUCACCCCUGCAGCUCAACCUGCUCCAGCUGGAGGAGGCCCCUGAGGGCAGCACUACAGCUGCAGGGACAGCAGAGACAGCAGGUGCUGGGCCGGACUGCAAACCAGGCACAUCCUGGGACUGGCCACCAAAGGCACCGCCGAAUGCAAGGAUCCCCUGCUGCUCUUUCUCUACAGCGGGUGGCCCCGCAGCACCCACGCAAGAUGAGCCCUCAGAUGCCCAGAACAGUGAUGCCCUCUCCACGUCCAGUGACCUGCUUGACCUCUUACUGCGCGAGGACCUCUGCUCAGCUGCAGGGUCAGCCCUGUCUGGAAGUGGGGCCUCUGCCACCUCAGACUCUCUGGGCUCCAGCUCUCUGGGCUGCGAUGCAUCCAGAAUUGGGACAGGCAGUAGUAACACCAGCCACACCAGCAAAUAUUUUGGAAGCAUUGACUCUUCAGAGAAUAAUCACAAAGCAAAAGUGAAGGCAGACAUGGAAGAAAGUGAGCACUUCAUCAAGUAUGUCCUCCAGGACCCCGUCUGGCUGCUGAUGGCCGACACCGAUGACAGUGUCAUGAUGACGUACCAGAUGCCUUCCCGAAACGUAGACGCGGUUUUGAAGGAGGACAGAGAGAAGCUGAAGUUGCUGCAGAAACUGCAGCCCCGGUUCACUGAGCGGCAGAAGCAGGAGCUGCAGGAGAUGCACCCAUGGAUGCGGGCGGGCGGGCUGCCCACGGCCAUCGAUGUGUCGGAAUGUGUUUACUGUGAAAGCCAAGGAAAAAGCAACUUUUGUGUACCAUAUGAAGAAGACAGUCCUCCUCUGGGACUCAGCGAAGCCACAGACAAAAAAGAAAAGGAAAAUGGACCUCCCCUGAGCCACAAAAACGAAGGGCAGACGUAACUGCCCCCAACCACCCCCGCCCACUCCAACAGCCAAUCUACCUUAGACGGUGAUGGAAGAGGACAGAGCUUCACAAUUUGUUUCUAAGGAAAUGGACAGAUAAAUUUUUGUUGUUUUUUUGUUUUGUUUUAGGAAAAAAAUCCAUAGUUUUUUGGAGGGUGGGAAGAGUUUGGAAAGAAAUACAUUUUUAUAUUUAAAAUAUAAGUGUGGACUUUGGAGGACAAGGAAGAGACUUAGCUGUGAUAUAACUUAAGAAAGACUGAAUCCCUGUGUAAGUGUCGGGGAGGCCACCUGAGCGCUCACAGAAGUUCCUGGACCAACUAGGCUUCCGGGCGUGUCCAAGGCAUCACACCAGGCUGUGCCCGUGUGUGACUCCACAUGAGCUGAGGGCCGCCUCCUGUAGCUCUCCAGGGUGAGUGUGCGCGGAUCAAAUUCUGUCCUCUCUCGGAAGCUGCUUUUUAUCUAAAUUAUUAUCUAGAUGUUUUUAAAACAUACCAAGUGGAAAUGACGGCCUCUCCUAAUUUUCUUUUUGAAAAUGUUUCGCAUUAAGUGGUGUGAAGCAAACCGGCAGCUUUGGCUUCAGGCACCGUAGUGCCAGAUAUUUCUACCUGAUGUCACUCGAGUUUGGGGUGAACAAAGUUGAAAUGCCUGCUCUGGACUAAGGCCUAGUGAUUUGUGUAACCAACUCCAUCAGAUUAACACUCACCCAGACCCUUCUGUGCAUUGAUGUAGAACAUCAUUCUUGGCUCUUUUUCAGACCAUGACCAGUAUGUACAAGAAAGCAUGUUGUCUGUCAUCUCUUCAUGGUGACUUCCCCCUGCAAACCGGGCUUUGAUCCCUGCGUUUGGGACCCAUUUGUGUUCUUCAGUUGACGAGUCCCAGACAUCAGCUCUGGCUCAGGCAGAGCAGCCGCUGAUACUGUGAGCUCACCCCUCCCACCACACCCUGGGCUGGGACAGCCCUUAGUCUCUUCAUGAACCUCACCUCACCUGGUGCAGCUUCUGUCUCUUUGGUGACUUCCCCCAGUUUCUCUGGCACUUUCAGGUCAUUGGGACACUUGGGGAAGAGUGAGACCAGUCUGCCCAACUUUUUGCAAAACCUCAUGUUGCAUCAUAUAUCCCAAAGAUUGUUUGGAAAAAAUUGUAUUUGUCCCUGGAGUGAAUGAGAAGUUCCCACUGAUGAAGCAGUUGACAAAACUGCAUUGAGUCUAUAGAAACUUAAAGGAAGCAGGUUUCUGCUUGUUCUUUGAUGAAGAAGUGGCUACCAGAAUAGUGAAGUCCCCUUUAAUCCAGUUGGUUUUCAUAAUGAAACCAUCCUAUUCUUGAAUAUUAAUCCUAUUUUUUAUUAACUCAAACACAAAACAGUGUCUAACUUUUUAAAUUUUAUUUACAAAGUAAUAUCACCUUCAGGAACCAAGUUGAGGAUGUAGUCUGUGCCUCUGUGUGAUAAUUAGAUGCUACAGACAGCUUCCUGCCUCUGAAGUGAGGUCCUGAAGGGAUUACAUGUGUCUCCUGAACACAAACUGCCAAAACGUUCUCUACUGUUACGAGUGUUACUGCCGGCAUUAUUCAUUAUUUAAGGCACACCCCUGGUUGUUGACUGCAUAGCUCCAUUGUGCUGAGAAUGACACAGGAGCAUUUUGUGAAAUUGUUUACACGGUGCCAUGUUUCCUUUAGUGUAUGUGCUGACACAGGUGUUAGGAAAACCUUUCCUCAAAUUUAAACUGAGCCUUCUUUUUAAUAUAUUUCUAAAAUGUGUGUGAAUAAGCUCCCAGAGUCUGCGUGAUGACUGGUUAGCCUUGCCGGACAAGUGAUUGGUUCACGCCCAAACCAAGCUUUCUCCGCCCAGUGCAAUAUGUUGUUUACUGCUUGUGUCUUUUUAUGACUUUUUUGCCUUUUAGAAAAUUGGUAAAUAAAGCAAGUAUAUUUUUA
Myotis myotis is the source of this 7071-nucleotide messenger RNA. It is a transcript of the gene PER2, whose product is annotated as period circadian regulator 2. Gene Ontology annotation, biological process: entrainment of circadian clock by photoperiod; negative regulation of transcription by RNA polymerase II; circadian regulation of gene expression. The transcript has 20 exons. Gene Ontology annotation, molecular function: transcription corepressor binding; transcription cis-regulatory region binding. Gene Ontology annotation, cellular component: cytoplasm; nucleus. The record is from RefSeq and is a predicted model, not a curated record. Bases 1736 to 5140 code for a protein of 1134 amino acids. NCBI's taxonomy places the organism in Eukaryota, Metazoa, Chordata, Mammalia, Chiroptera, Vespertilionidae.